This is a messenger RNA of Nicotiana attenuata, 1548 nucleotides long. RefSeq lists its product as uncharacterized. NCBI's taxonomy places the organism in Eukaryota, Viridiplantae, Streptophyta, Magnoliopsida, Solanales, Solanaceae. The record is from RefSeq and is a predicted model, not a curated record. The coding region runs from base 1 to 1548 and encodes 515 amino acids. The transcript has 6 exons.
AUGGGUCUGGCAGAUAGUUUGAAAGCCAAUGUUGAUGCUUCAGCAGGUGGAGCAUUUUUGAGCAAGACAUUCAGAGAGAGCAAGAUCCUACUUGACAAGAUGGCACAAAACUCAGAAUGGACAACAAGAAAUGCUCCAAUCACUCCUGUGGUUGAAGAAUCAGGCCAGAAGCAGCAGGAGAACAUGAAUUAUGUGGCCAACUACGGGGACCAAGACCAGGUGGUCAGAAUUGGGGUCAGCAGAAUCAACAAUACAGACCAGCUCAGUAGCAGUACAAUAACAACAAUAAUCAUGGGGCUAUGCGAUCACAGGGGCAUGGUGCCUUACCAAAGGCAACAAGGAUACAACCAGCUAAAUCAGCAGCAGGCUUAUCAACAACCCCCACAACAACAGAUUGUGAGACAGGAAGAUGGGUUUGCUAAACUUGAGGGAAUGAUACAGCAAGUGAUUGGGUCCACUGGAAAACUAGCCGACAAAGUAGAUUCACACGAGUCAGCGAUAAAGAAUAUUGAGAUCCAAUUAGGACAGAUUUCCAUGGCCCUAAAUAAUCGUCCUCAUGGGACGUUACCUGCAGAUAACCAAAUCAAUCCAAAAGAGCAGGGCCCAAAGCAACUGAUGGCAGUGAGUCUCCGAAAUGGUAGAGACUUAGAUCCGGAGCAAGAAAUUGCUCGCGAAAGCAGACUGACUGAGACACUGGUGCCAGUACCUAUUGAGAUAGAUGAUUCGGCAGGGUUAACUGAGGUGACGGUACAGACUGCGCAAGAGAACACCAACAAAGAAGAAGAGGUUGUGAAAGAGACUGGGGCUGCACCGGAACCGACAGUAGAAGCAAUGAUGAAGGACCUGAUGUCCCGCAAAUUCGACUUUCAAGACUUGGACACGGUUACACUAACUCAGACCUGCAGUGCUGUUGUGGCGAGACCCAUAGCUGAGAAGUUGUCUGACCCGGGGAGUUUCACAAUCCCUUGCACAAUAGGCAACUUUGCUUUUGCUAAGUCACUGUGUGAUCUGGGAGCAAGCACAAACCUUAUUCCCCUAGCUAUCUACAAAAGGCUAGGCAUUGGAAGAGCUAGACCCACGUCUAUGCUAUUACAGCUGGCUGACCAAACAGUGAAGAGGCCCUCUGGGAUUUUAGAUGAUGUAUUGGUGCAGAAAUCUAUGCACAGACCCAGUGAAUUUGCCAAUUGCUCUCUAAUAUAUGCGGUGGAUGUAGUGUUGGAGGAGGACGAUGAAGCAUUGAACAUUAAAGACCCUCUAGCAGCUUGUCUCGUGAACUUAGAUGAAGCUAAUGGUGAAGACUUGGCAGAGUGGGUACUUGCUCUUGAAGACCAAGGUUUUUGGAAAAGGGAUCUUGAAUUUGAGCCUUUACACUUAGAGGAAAGAAAAAUUCCUCCAGCUAAGCCGUCAAUAGAAGAGCCACCAAAGUUGGAACUGAAGCCACUACCAUCCCAUCUCAGGUUGGCGAAUCUGUACGGAUUACAAGAAGUUGAACUUGGCUACCAGGAAGGACCAUUUCCCACUGCCAUUCAUCGAUCAGAUGCUAGAUAG